AUGGCAGGAGGAGGCGAUAACUCCCAGACGAAUGGAGGAUCUCAGGAGCCGCGCGCCAUGGAGGAAGGGAGGAAGGACGACUAUGACCAGGGCUGCGGCCUCGCCAUCUCUCUCCCCUUCGUCCAGAAGAUCAUCGCCGAGAUUUUCGGGACCUACUUCCUGAUCUUCGCGGGGUGCGGCGCGGUGACCAUCAACAAGAGCAAGGGGCAGAUCACGUUCCCCGGCGUGGCCAUCGUGUGGGGCCUCACCGUGAUGGUGAUGGUGUACUCCGUCGGCCACAUCUCCGGCGCGCACUUCAACCCGGCCGUCACCUUCGCGUUCGCCACCGUGCGCCGCUUCCCGUGGAGGCAGGUGCCGGCGUACGUGCUGGCGCAGAUGCUCGGGGCCACGCUGGCCAGCGGCACGCUGAGGCUCAUGUUCGGCGGGCGCCACGAGCACUUCCCCGGCACGCUCCCCACCGGGUCCGACGUGCAGUCGCUCGUCCUCGAGUUCAUCAUCACCUUUUACCUCAUGUUCGUCAUCUCCGGCGUCUCCACCGACAACAGAGCCAUCGGGGAGCUGGCAGGGCUGGCCGUGGGUGCAACCAUCCUGCUUAAUGUGCUGAUAGCUGGGCCGGUGUCGGGGGCGUCGAUGAACCCGGCGAGGACGGUGGGGCCGGCGCUGAUCGGGAGUGAGUACAGGUCGAUCUGGGUGUACGUGGUGGGGCCGGUGGCCGGAGCCGUGGCCGGGGCGUGGGCGUACAACCUCAUCCGCUUCACCAACAAGCCCCUGCGCGAGCUCACCAAGAGCACCUCCUUCCUCAGGAGCAUGAGUAGGAUGAACUCCGUCUCCGUCUGA
Molecule: messenger RNA, 837 nt
Organism: Triticum turgidum subsp. durum (durum wheat)
Lineage: Eukaryota; Viridiplantae; Streptophyta; Magnoliopsida; Poales; Poaceae
Source: the annotation of a GenBank genome assembly